UUGCAGGUAUUGGGGCUGCUGGUGUGGACCCUGAUUGCUGGAACAGAAUACUUUCUAUAUCCAGCCUUCGGCUGGGUGAUGUUUGUAGCUGUGUUUUACUGGGUUCUCACCGUCUUCUUUCUGAUCAUCUACAUGACAAUGACCUACACCAGGAUCCCCCAGGUGCCAUGGACCACAGUGGGUCUGUGUUUUAAUGGAAGUGCUUUCAUUUUGUACCUCAUUGCUGCCAUUGUAGAUGCAUCUUCAGUUACCAAAGAACUGGACAGUCACAAUUACAACAGCUGGGCAGCUUCUUCAUUCUUUGCCUUCGUGGUUACCACCUGCUACGCUGGAAAUGCUUAUUUUAGCUUUAUAUCUUGGCGAUCACGAACUUUGCAGUAAAUAUUUUGUUAAAAUGAAUUCUGUAGUAUAAAAUAUCUUGAGGAUUAUGCUCUUUUGACAAAUGCUUGGAAGAGGGAUGAGGUCUUUUUGAACAUUUCUGUUAGAUUUGACACAAUAUAUUUUAAGCUGAGAUUAAAAUUAUUAUUUAUAAUACAAUAUCAUCUUUAGAGACAUUUAACACUGACUUUGUACUGUAUAAUAAAAUUUCAUACUGCUUCUUUUAAAAUUAACAUGGUAUUUUUCGAGACAUUGUAUAGAUGUUAUUACUAAAGCUUUAAUAAAUCUUACUCAGACAAUGUGCCAAUUUUGUAAAUGUAAGUUUUAAAAUGUUACAGGUAUACGUUUGAUACUUAAUGCUAUAAAUCAAAACUAAGAGUGAUACUGUCUCAUUACUAUGUAUAAAAAGUGACAUUGUGCAGAAAAAAACACCCAAAACUUUAAAAAUAAAUAAAUAAUUGACCCAACUGU
This is a messenger RNA of Phaethon lepturus (White-tailed tropicbird), 849 nucleotides long. RefSeq names its product CKLF-like MARVEL transmembrane domain containing 8 (gene CMTM8). The transcript is spliced from 3 exons. NCBI's taxonomy places the organism in Eukaryota, Metazoa, Chordata, Aves, Phaethontiformes, Phaethontidae. The annotation marks the transcript as partial. Gene Ontology annotation, molecular function: structural constituent of myelin sheath. Gene Ontology annotation, cellular component: membrane. Gene Ontology annotation, biological process: myelination. The record is from RefSeq and is a predicted model, not a curated record.